Pecten maximus is the source of this 4711-nucleotide messenger RNA. RefSeq lists its product as uncharacterized. The record is from RefSeq and is a predicted model, not a curated record. NCBI's taxonomy places the organism in Eukaryota, Metazoa, Mollusca, Bivalvia, Pectinida, Pectinidae. Gene Ontology annotation, molecular function: protein binding.
CGUGUUAAUGUAUGGUGGUAUGGAAGGUAGACCCAGGUAGACCCGUAUGUAUAAAGACGUGGAUAGUUAAAUGUCUUAAGUGGAUUGUACGUACACUGUCACUUUGUUAGUAGGUGUAUUGGCAUGUAUAUGUUGAUCAUGAAGAGUUCAAAGGAGAAAACGGACUUAUUUAACCGGGCCUAGUUGUGUUCAGCGGUCACGUGGGGUGAAAGACUCGACAAGUAGAUUAAAUUGUGGAACUAAUUAAUGACAUUAUAAAUAGUAUACGUUUUACGAGUUUGAUUACAGGUGAAAGUCUGAGCCACAUUCCCAGGUGCUCGGCAUGACUACAUCAUACAAGUCCGUACCUAUUGGAAAUUGACCCGAUCAUGUUGUAGUGCUACGGAUCUCUAUCAAACUUCACCUAGUCUCGUGUUCUGUCGUCCCGUCGUCAAGAUGCCUACCCUAACAGAGAACACAUUUACGCUAUUCGUCAUUCUUCCAUCACAGAAUGUUUGUACUCUAAGGCGGUUAGUAUCCGGAAUUACAGUGACGGAUCUGAAAUGCAACUUAGAGUUGAUGGCUGGAUUUCCGGCGCACAUUUAUAGACUCGAAUACCCGGAUGGAGAAAUGUUAGAAGACAAAAAGCGUCUUCUGAUUAAAAAGACUGUUGACGAUGGCUAUGUUUUAAGGAUGGUUUUGGAAGCUGAAUGGGACUCAAUGUGUCAGGCUAUCUUACAAGACCAUGUGGAAUUCGUAUAUAGUGACUUAUGUCAGGGAGGCGUGCCUUCCGUUGAUCACGUGGACAGAGCUAGUUGCGCCCUCUACAUGGCCAGUUAUAGAGGGCAAAUAAGGAUGUGUAACAUGCUCAUAUCCGUGGGUGCAAACGUUAAUUGGAAGACUAGGUUCGGAAGGACGUCUGUCCAUGCGGCGGUCAGUGCUGACUGUGUAUGUAUCUUGGAAUUACUGGCCACCAAAGGAGCGGCCAUUGACUCGGAAGAUGUCCAGGGAUUCAGUCCGAGUCGGACAUCCGUAACUCACGGAUCCACCCUAUGUAGCAAGAAACUUCGCCUGAUGCAGUUAAAUCUCAGAGGCAAAUCCGCGCAUGCGCGGGCUUCCGAGCGGAUGGUCGCGAGACCGCCGCGAAUUCCAAGUGAACCAAUUCGUAGGCCUUCAAACUUACCGUCAGACAACUGGCGGAGGCCAACCACUGUCCAUGUCAGUUUUCCCGGAGUGGGAGAUACAUCGAGGACGAAGUCAAUGGAUACACAUAUCAACAUUACAGGUACAAAUUCUCACCUCAGUGAAUGCAAACAUUCCAGCUCUAGCGGUUUCUUUGCUCCGAAUCAUCAUGAGAUGUAUUUCGAGCGAGCAAAGAACUUUUCAAGAGGACAGGAAAAGAGGCAGUUAGCCAAAGCUGAGGAUAGUGGAAAUGUAUUAUUUGGAAAACAACUUACGAUUUUACGAUCAAAACGAGUGCUAAAAUUUGGUUCAGACGAUGAAAUGGGUAAUUCUAGAAGUCAUACUCCGGGAAGUCUACGAUCUGAAGGAUACUUAACGCCCUCUCUGACCAACAGAAACAAAUCAUCUUUGUCAAUCAACAGUGAACAUUAUGGCAAGGAAAAUGACACAAACUCUGGAAAAUCUAAAUAUGGUACUGGCAAGAAACAAUCUAAAUACGUGCGGUUUUCGGCUAAUGAACGAUGCUGGACAUUUUUCCCCAGAACAAACACAAACAUUAACCCUGAAUCUAUCAAGCGGAAGAUCCACCUGGUCGCUGGAGCAAGGAAGAGCAUUGUUCCUCCACAGACCGCGUAUAAAUAUGGCGACUCACACAGCGCAUGGUUGAAAAAGAAAAAUGUAAUCGAGCGGAAAUUAGAGCCAGAUUCUUCUUCCAGCGAUGAAAGUGAUGGGAAUGAUGGGGUAAAUAAAGAGUUUAAGAACUGGGUAGAAAACAAAAAGCAUCCACCUGAGUCGAAACGUCACGUGACUGGAAAUCGACCACUACACGGCAUAAUUACCAUUGGAAGUACGGAGGUCGGAAGUACAGCCCAACCGGACCCUUCGUUCAAUAUCCGGGCAUAUAAGGAGUGGUUAGGCAGGCGAAGACAGCAUGGUCCCAAAUCACAUCGAAUGCGCACUAUGCAAGAUUUCAUGGCGCAAAAACGGAUAUUAGAAGAGAAACGACAGCAACUUUUGUUGACUGCUGUCUCCUAUGAUGAGUGGCUUGAACAUACAGGUGAAAAACAGGCGCUGAUACGCCAAAUCCUCAAUGCAGAUCUCAAUCAACUAAAGGUGAUAGAAGAACGCGAGCUACAAAAACGUGGGAAUCUAUACGGUGUGAACGGACAUGUGAGAGCCGUGAACACAGACAGUGGUAAAGGGUCUGGUGAGGAAAAAGACGCAAUGAGGAAAGACAUAAUGAGGUACAAUGUGUCUGUACAUAGGCUUGAAACGCCUAUCAAAGUUAAGAACUGAGGUCUGAUCCGUUAGUGUGCAUUAAAAAAAACUUUAAUAGUUUCCUUAUAAAUAAUCAGACUAAGAACUGCAAUCAAAAGUCAAAUUUUUAAAAGAAAUCAAUUAACUGCUAAAAAAAAACACCAACAAUUUCGACUCGAUUAUCAAAUACUGUACCCAGAUAGAGUUACAUGUAGGAAUGGUAAAAUUGGACAAGAGAGUCAAUAACAUUCAUUUUAUAAUAUAGCUGCAGUAUGAUAUUUACGUUCUUAUUACGCGAUACAUGAGUAAUAGAACAUAUCAUAAAAGUAAUUAUUCUUCCCCGAAAGAGAUACUGAGAUAAUUACUUUCUAACGGUGUUAUUAUCACAGAUUCAAAAUGCUGAAAUUAUAACUUGGCUAUAUGAUUUAUUUUUUACGUUUUGAGACUUCAUUUUUUAUAUAGAUAAAAAAAAAUUAUGAACCAUGAUACAAUUGUCAUAUUAUAUCAUCAUCCAUAUUAUAUCUCCAAAAUACUAAUAUUGUUGGAACAGUCAUACAGUACCAAUCAUUUGAGUUCAAUGAGACACUUAACGACUUAGCAGUCCUUCUUGAAUGCUUAUGAAAGGGGGGGCAACCCAAAAAUAUGAAUUUUCUACAAAAGACAAUGCAUUCCCUGUCGGAUGAAUAAUUCGAUCGUUUAAAUGUUAGGUGCAAAGAACAACAAGACAUUGUUAUUGCUAACAUUCCCACUGUCUAUUUCAUUGUAGGAUAAAACGAUUUUCUAGCAAAACAAUUACGAUUCCCCACAUUCAUUAAGCAACACUAAAGUUUAUAAUAGAGUUUUGGUACAAUUUAGAACGAUAACUUGACGGAAGAUUCUAUUGAAAUAAUUCGAAUAAAGGUUUUUAAAAAAGCAUCGACAACAUAAUGAAGCCAUAAUUCAAACUCAAAAUCUAUUAAAUGAGGAUAAAAUAUAAACAUAAAAAUAGAUUUACACGGAGUCUCUUUAUAAAUUCUUAUUGCAUAACUACCGGAGAGUUUCAGGGAUUAACGUCAAAGUAACAAAGCACUUGUGGAUUCUCCAUGCGUUCAAAUUAGGAUGGCUUUUUAAAUUAUGUGGAAUGGUGGUUGAAUUAAUCAGAAAGACGUUUCUGUUUGAGAAAUUGAAUACACAUUGGCAGUUUUUAGUUAUGUUUGGUACAUUAGUAUCAUGUAGACAUUUUACGUCAAGAUAGAACCGGAAUUAGCAAGGGCUGAAAUGACGUCAAUUGUAAUUUAGUGAUGUGUUUAAUUCCUUUUUCUUGCAUCUUCACUAUAAGAUAUCCUUCAAUACCGUCAUUUAAUUGAGAUAUUGAUUUUGUUGAUCAAUUGAUAUUUUUCUCAAGAUACCUUAAUUCAUAACUUGCAAAUUUGAUGAAUACUUCUGAAAUAGAUGUUUUGUUUUUUAAAUCGAAGAACAUUAGAACUAUUAAAUUUGUAUAAUUAUGCAAAAUAUUUUCCUUGACUGACUCAAACAGUGAAAAGUAAUGUUGUAAUCAUAUUGACAGUCUGAUAUAUAUUACCAUAAUUAGUUUAAUUAAAAUUGAAAAAUCAUGCAGAAUAUGUACAAAUUGAAUUUUAAGGGGUCUCCCUUCUGCUAUGGGGAUGAUAGCAUAAUGAAAACACAUUUACAUAAUACAAAUAAUAGCCACUAUAUGAUCGCUGAUGUCAUGAUUUUUUUUUUUUUUUUUUUUAGAAAUUAAUAUCAAACUGCUAUGGAGUCAUCGGGAACAAAUACUCACUUUGAAUUGUUAACCGAUGCAUUUGCAUUUCAAUACUUUUUGAUAUGUUUGAAACUCGUAAAAAAGAAUACUAAAUCUAUAUUUUUUUUAUUUUUAUUUUUAUUUAUUAAUGAUCAGAAUACGUGGAUUUAUUAGCUUUAGUACCUUAAUUAAAGGUAAAUACUUCAUUAAUACACAUUUUCUAUAAUGAUGGGAACACCAUUAUGUUAUUUUGAAGCAAAAGAGCAUGAUAUUAUGUCUAUUUUAACAAUUAAAACAAUAACAAUACAUUUCGUUUUUGCAGAAUAUCAUAAACUUAAUAGUAAUAAGGAUUUGUACAAGGAUCGUACAUAUAUCACUUUGAAUUUUCGAACCUUUCAAACUGCUUAUAUUUAUAGAUUAUUUCAUUGAUCAGGGAAUACUUCACGUUUAAUUAGUUCAUGACAUUCAUCGCUUAUAUAAGAGUUUGACUUUAUGCAUAUUGUUUUGCCUCGAAAUAACGUUUAGAAUAAACUAUCUGUUUCGUUAGUAACA